Molecule: messenger RNA, 1134 nt
Organism: Trichoderma harzianum CBS 226.95
Lineage: Eukaryota; Fungi; Ascomycota; Sordariomycetes; Hypocreales; Hypocreaceae
Exons: 2
Coding region: 1-1134 (377 amino acids)
Source: RefSeq, a predicted model, not a curated record
AUGGAUAUGACAUCUCGUAUUUUGACCAUCAUCCAAGGAUACGGUCAUAACGAAGAGAAUGCUGAAGGUGAACAAUGGCUGGGUCGCGCAAAGUUCGUUCCACGUGUUCAAAAGCAUGUUGACAGCAAUGUACCAAUCGAGCUUGUCCUUCCUGCAUUCCCCUGGAAGAGUGUGAACAAGGUGGAAAAGGUUCUUGGAGCUUUACCUGAUUUGGGCGAGGAGCUGGCCCUAGGCCGUCUCCAGAAUCUCUGCGAGGAUAUCCAGGAAAUUUACGCCCCUGGAGCUUACGUGACCAUUACUUCAGAUGGCCUUGUCUAUAGCGAUCUCGUGGGUAUCUCGAGCGAGGAGGUCUUUGAAUACGGAUUGAAUCUGCGACGUAUGGCUGAGGCAAAGGGUUAUGACCGUCUCAAGUUUAUGCGAAUCAUGAACCUGGUUGGCGUUAGCGACAGCAUCCAGAUGACCAAGGAGGAGUAUGUCAGCCGCGUCGAUGAAUCCCGCAAGAUGCUUGUGGAAAAGUACAUGCCCAAGGGAUUUGACGCUCGUGAGGCCAUCGCCAACGAUCCAGAUAUCAACCUCACAUAUUGCGGCUACAUCAUCUUCCUCAACAAGGAUUUACGGUACAGCCCUGUAACAGCCAAUGUUACCACCAAGGGAGAGUAUAAGCGAACCGUUAAGCGAGUCGCCAGCGACAUGAUUACCCGUGGCAAGGCCUUUGCUGCUGCUAUUGAUGACAACUUUCCCGACCACGUUCGUCUGUCUAUCCAUCGAUCCACCGGUACCAACAAGCUAUCUUUCCCUCUGAUCCCCCAGCCGAGCCACUUCUCCAUGACCCCUUGGCAUUGCUGCCUUGCCGUCACUUCCAAGGGCCAGUUCCGCACCGCUCAUGCCAUUGAGUUACGCGAGUCAUUUGAUGUCAUUGAACAAAACGGACGGCCCUACUAUUACCGCGACCGAUCUGAUGUGUGGAAGUGGGAUGUGCCUGUUGAGUUUGAGGUUUUCUACCCUAGAGGACUGUAUAUCCGAGCGAAGACAGCUGAGGGUGAAGCUGCGCCAAAGAUUGGUCCUAAUGAACUUGCCAAGAUUAAGAAGCUGAGCAAAGGAUUUUCGCCUGUUAUUCCCAUGGGGUUUGCUUAG